AACAAAUGAGAACCAUGUAAGUAAAGGAAAAGAGAAGGUUGUUGAGUCUACAAUUGAUGAUGAUCAGAUUGAUGAAACAUAUAUGGAUUUUGCUGAAGUGGAGUCCGAUGAUGAGUUAGAUGAAACAUAUUUGGACUUUACUGAAGUGGAGUCUACAUAUGGUCCUAGUGAUGAGUUGAGAAGCUUGCCUGGUUCAGAUGAUGAUGAGAAUAAUAGUAAUGUACUUUAACCUAUCCCUGACAACCAAGAAUUCCUGCCUUCAAGGGAUUUGGGUAUUAAACAAAUUGAAAUUGGCAUGAGGUUUGCAUCAGCUGCAGAUUUUAGGCUUGCACUUAGGGAUUAUGUAAUCAAGGAAAAGUUGGAUAUUAAAUUAACAAGAAAUGAUGGUGAUAGAGUGACUGCAGUGUGCAAGCAAGGUUGUGGCUGGAGAAUACAUGCAAGUAAACCAAGUAAUGAGCAGUGUUUAAGAAUCAAGACAUUCACUAUAGAGCAUAACAAUUGCUUGUGGACUCAUAGUAGUAAGCAAGCCACGUCUUCUUAUCUAGCAAACAAGUACUUGGAGCAAGUGAGAUUAAACCCAACCAUGGGCCAUGUGGCACUUCAAAGUACUAUUGCAGCUGAGUUAGACCUUGAUGUGUCUACAUACAAAGCGCGUAGGGCAAAGAAAAGGGCAUUAGGCAUUAUUGAGGGAGAUGAGGCUGAACAAUAUUCAAAGUUGAGGGAUUACUGUGCAUUGAUCCAAAGCACCAAUCCAGGAAGUCGUGCAACAAUUGGUGUUGAUCCCAUGUCUUAUGAUAAUGAAAUAAAAACCUUCGAAAGGAUUUUUAUUUGUUAUGCUACAAUGAAAAAGGGAUUUAAAGACGGUUGUAGGCCAUUCCUCGGAGUUGAUGGGUGCUUUCUAAAGGGAGCAUAUGGUGGUCACCUUCUGUCUGCUGUGGCAUGUGAUGGGAAUGACCAAAUGUACCCUGUUGCAUUUGUUGUUGUAGAGGCUGAAACAAAAGACUCAUGGGCUUGGUUCAUGAGAGAGUUAAUGGAGGUUGUGGGAUCUCACUUUGACAUCACCUUCAUGUCAGAUAGACAGAAAGGAUUAGUUGAUAGUUUUGACACCAUUCUGUAUGGGGCUGAACAUAGAUUUUGUGUCAGACACCUCUAUGAAAAUUUCAAACUAAAAUAUAGGGGACAAAAUCUAAAAAAUGAGGUUUGGGAAGCAGCUCAAUCCUACACAGAAGCUGAUUUUCAAUUGCAUAUGAACAAUAUCAAACAGAUGGAUCCUAAAGCUUAUGAGUGGCUGAGAAAAGUGCCACCAAGGGUAUGGACAAGGUCCAGUUUUGGUUGUCAGUCAAAAACUGCCUUAGUGAUAAACAACAUGUGUGAAUCCUGGAAUGCAGUCAUUCUUCCGGCAAGAGACAAGCCUAUUUUGUACAUGUUGGAAUGGAUUAGAAAACAUCUCAUGUUGAGGUUUCAAAGUAAGAGGGAGUUCAUGAAUUCAAAGAGUGGGUUGUUGUGUCCAAACAUUCAGAAGGAGAUGACCAAGAGGAAAAAUAAUGCAAGAUUUUGCAAAGUUCAUUAUGCCGGUGAGGACAAAUAUGAAGUGGAAUACAGAGGAAUUAGUGAGGCAGUGGACAUUUCGCAGAACACAUGCACUUGUAGGAUAUGGGAAGUUAGUGGUAUCCCUUGCAAUCAUGCUAUAGCAUGCAUAUUCGCAAGGAGGGAACUGCCAGAGAUAUAUGUUGAUCCAUAUUAUCACAGAGACACUUAUUUGAAGGCCUAUGCAAACUUGAUUUAUCCCGUUCCUAUGAGCAGGCUAUUAAAUUCAGAACCUAUAGACCCAUUGCAGCCUCCAACCUAUAGGAAACCAACUGGUAGACCAAAGAAGGCAAGGAACAAAAAAAAUGAUAAGGCAAGUAGUUCAACAACAUUAAGCAAGUCAAGAACAGCUUUGCAAUGUUCAAGAUGCAAUAGUUAUGGGCACAACACAAGAACAUGCACAGCCUUGGAACCAAUAGUGGUUGAGAAACUUCCACUAAAAAGGGGAGGAAGACCACCAUUAACUAAUAGAGGAGGGGCUGGAAAGGCAUAUGGCAGGAGUAAAAGGUGUGCAAGGUGUGGAAAGGGUGCUAGGGGUGGUUCAGAUGCACAUUGGGUGCAUCAAAGUCAAUCUCAAGAGGCAUCAAUGUAGUCUAGAGGUGGUGUUUCAGUACAUAGAAGGGGUGGUGUUUCAGUGUAUAUAAGAGGUGUUGGUUCAGCAGUGCAGGAAAGAUGUACUAGUUCAGCAGUUCAGGGAAGAGGUAGUGGUUCAGCAGUGCAGGGAAAAGGUAUUGGUUCAGCAGUUCAGCAAAUAGGUGGUGGUUCAAUGCAGUCAAGGGCUGGUGGUUUAGUUGUGCAGGGAAGGGGUUGUAAUGUAAUAUGGCCAAGGGGUGGUGAUGGUGGGCAUACAGUGCAGCUAUGGGGUGGGAAUUCAAUGCAGGCAAGGCAGUCUCAAGAGGUUCAUAACAUUCCAUUAUCUCAGUUGCUUAACACACAGGCAUCAUCAUCAAAGUCAUUGAUGAAUGAUGAUGCAAGUGCUUAUGCUGCUUGGUGAUAAUGGGAGUUGUUGGUUGGUAGUCACAUUUUUUGGUUACUCUGAUGCAAUAUUUAGGUUGUUGUGGGUUGCUGUGAUGCAAUGUUUUUGUUGCCAUGAUCUUUUGUUCUGAAAAACUUGCUCCGGUGCAGCCUUCUGGCAUUUUAUUUGUAGUAACUAUGAAGUAAUUUGGUACUGUAAUGUAUUUGUAUUAAACCUUAUAUGCAACCUUCCUUUAGAAUGUUAAUAUGGCCAAUAUGUU
Messenger RNA from Cornus florida, 2822 nucleotides. RefSeq lists its product as uncharacterized. The transcript has 5 exons. Gene Ontology annotation, molecular function: zinc ion binding. Bases 296 to 2179 code for a protein of 627 amino acids. The record is from RefSeq and is a predicted model, not a curated record. Lineage: Eukaryota; Viridiplantae; Streptophyta; Magnoliopsida; Cornales; Cornaceae.